GGUGGAGUCUGGGUGGAGCCUGACCUGAACACUACCCUGAAGUCAGAGUCAUCCUGAAGAGAGAGAGAGGUUACAUUGCUCGAUAAGAUCUCUCUCUCUCUCUCGCUCUGGAUUCGCCUGACGUUAACGAGGAAAUGCUGAGAUUUCGAAAGGUCCACACUGAGUGGGACAACAUAGACUACGCGUGACGAAGUUAAAUGUUUUGCUUAGAAUUGCUAUGUGGGAAUGGGAAAACCUUUAUCCGAAGAUUGAUGUGUCUAUUCCAUCAUUGAAGAGAGAAGUGGACAUGUCCGGAAAAGUCAAGAAAAAGUAACUCUACAGAGUAGAAGUUUUCUUCAAUGGAAGGAAACAUGAUGUCCUCAGGCGCCACAGUGAUUUCCAGAACCUCCACAGGAAGCUCAAGAAAGUUCUGAUGCUUCCUGAGUUUCCAAGCAAAAGGAAUCCUCAUCUCAGAACCAAGCCCUUGGACCAGCGGAGGCAGGAGCUGGAGAGCUACAUUCAGGAGAUCUUGAUUGAUCAACAUGAAGCCGUCCCCCGAGAGCUUUUGGAUUUCCUGCAGAUCAGACAUUUCCACCUGAUGAACCGAGCAGACAGCACUGACUCUCAGCUGACUCAACAGUGUGUGGUGACGUUCUCUAAAGAUCCCUUUUUUCUGAAUCCAUGCUCAGGUCUUCCAGAUGUGGUGGUGAACGGAGUCCUAGAGGGUAUGUACCCAAAGGACAUCAGAGCCACUAUCAGAGCAGACACCAAGCCGACCGGUGUGAGCCAGACCCUGGAAGGUCCUGCUUCUCUACCUCCCAUCACCACAGAAGAGAGUGGACACCCAGAGAAGGCACACUAGAGCUGCUGUUUAGAUGGAUUUUGCAAAAAAACUACCUGGCCGUUUCUCGUGAAGCUUGGUGGAGGGGUGUUGUACGGGCCAACAGACACAGGAAUGUUUGACUUUCUUUAACACUGCGAUAGGGCAUUUUUUGGACAAGAGUGGACUGUUGGUCUUGGUGGGGGUUUACUCUCUCUCAGUGCCCUUCCAGUUAGAUGUGUGAUGCAAGAAAGACAAAUCAGUAAAAAUAACUACCAUUCAA
Messenger RNA from Clupea harengus (Atlantic herring), 1082 nucleotides. RefSeq names its product sorting nexin 22 (gene snx22). The transcript has 7 exons. The record is from RefSeq and is a predicted model, not a curated record. Gene Ontology annotation, molecular function: phosphatidylinositol phosphate binding. NCBI's taxonomy places the organism in Eukaryota, Metazoa, Chordata, Actinopteri, Clupeiformes, Clupeidae.